UGGUCUAGAAGAAAGACUUUUGAUUACUAGGACGGUCAGUUUGGGAUCUCUGGGUGAGAAAUGGCCCCCAAAACCAUAAGAAAGGCAAUAGCAGACGCGCUGGAGGACUUAUCAAAAGAUAACUUUGAUAAGUUCUGCCGCCAGCUCUUGGACCGCAGAGAAGAACCCCGGGUCAGAAGAAAUAAGGUGGAGGGUAAAAGCUUUUUAGACAUCGCAGACAUCCUGGUUUCCACUUUUACCGAACGCAGAGCUGUCACCGUUACCACCGAGCUGUUGAAACAGAUUGAUUGCCACUGUGAAGCAGACUCACUCGAGGAUGAUGUAUGUGAAGAAACCCCACCACCCUCACAACCUGGUCCCAGUGACACCUCUUUACAGUUUGUGGAGAAACAUAAAGUGGAGUUGUUUCAGAGAGUGAGCAACAUUGCACCCAUUCUGGAUGAGCUAUUCGACAAAAAUGUCCUCCAACCAGAGAUUUAUGAAACAAUCAGGGCUCUGCCUACCUCUCAGGCGAAGAUGAGAGAAAUCUACCUAUGUUGCCUGAAAGGUGGUGAAGCCUGCAAAAACAUCUUAUAUGAAAUCCUUGAGAGAAAUGAGCCAUAUCUAAUUGCUGACCUCAAGGAAAAGAAGUAAAUGUUGUGGUGAAAUCUACGGAAGCACAUUGCAUUCACAAA
Messenger RNA from Micropterus salmoides (largemouth bass), 674 nucleotides. Its product is annotated as apoptosis-associated speck-like protein containing a CARD. The transcript is spliced from 3 exons. Gene Ontology annotation, biological process: inflammatory response; regulation of apoptotic process; innate immune response. The record is from RefSeq and is a predicted model, not a curated record. NCBI's taxonomy places the organism in Eukaryota, Metazoa, Chordata, Actinopteri, Centrarchiformes, Centrarchidae. Bases 61 to 633 code for a protein of 190 amino acids.